AGAACUCAUGAUCAUGCAACAUCCUGACAGCCUAAUAUUCCUCUUUGCUUCUUCCUAAAGAUAUUCUUGCUUUAGACAAAACAUUGCCUCCCUGUUCACAUUUUCACUCCAAUUCCAUGCAAUACCUAUAUAUAGAGUAUACAUAAAUGUAUCCUGCAGCAACCUGUCAUCUGAUAUUAUAGCCGUCGAUCGAAAGAAACCAUGUCUAAAUGUUUCAACCUCUUAGCCUUCAUUAUCAGCCUUCUUUUCUUGAAUCUCUUACGAAUUUCAAUAGCUUCAGUUGUUUCCACCGGAGAUUUCAGCAAUGACUUUUUUGUGAUGUGGGCUCCUAGUCAUGUAAACACUUCAGCUGACGGCAGGGAAAGAAGCUUGAAACUUGAUCAAGAAUCUGGGUCUGGUUUUGCAUCAAACCAGAUGUUCUUGUUUGGUCGAAUAGACAUGCAAAUUAAACUAGUACCUGGCAAUUCUGCAGGAACUGUGUUAGCCUAUUAUUUGACAUCAGAUCAGCCUAAUCGAGAUGAGAUAGACAUUGAGUUUCUUGGCAAUGUGAGUGGUCAGCCAUAUAUAGUUCAAACAAAUAUUUAUGCAGAUGGGUUUGACAAUCGAGAAGAGAGAAUUUAUUUAUGGUUUGAUCCAACAGAAGAUUUUCAUACAUAUUCAGUAUUGUGGAAUCUUUAUCAGAUAAUGUUUAUGGUGGAUUCAAUUCCUAUUAGAUUAUAUAGAAACCAUGCAGACAAGGGAGUGGCAUAUCCUAGGUGGCAGCCGAUGAGCAUCAAAGUCAGCCUAUGGAAUGGGGGCAGCUGGGCUACACGUGGAGGUCUCGAGAAAAUCGAUUGGUCCAAGGGUCCCUUCAUAGCUUCAUUCAAGGAUUACAAGAUCGAUGCCUGUGUUUGGCAAGGGAACCCAAGGUUUUGUAGGGCAGAUAGCUCUCUUAAUUGGUGGAACAGACCAAGGUUCAGCACUCUGACCAGGGUCCAGAAGAGAUGGUUCAAAUGGGUUAGGAAAUACCACAUGGUUUAUGACUACUGCCAAGAUAACCAGAGAUUCCAAAACAAUCUUCCCAAGGAAUGCUCCCUUCCUAAGUAUUAAUCCAAAAAAUUGUCUUAGUAUAGCUUUUUGUUUUAAUUUUUUCGAGAAAAAUCAUAUUACAAAAGAUGUAUGUAAAAUUUAUUUAAAAUUAUUAUACAUAAAAUCU
Molecule: messenger RNA, 1195 nt
Organism: Theobroma cacao (cacao)
Lineage: Eukaryota; Viridiplantae; Streptophyta; Magnoliopsida; Malvales; Malvaceae
Gene: XTH10
Product: xyloglucan endotransglucosylase/hydrolase 10
Biological process (GO): xyloglucan metabolic process; cell wall biogenesis
Cellular component (GO): cell wall; apoplast
Molecular function (GO): xyloglucan:xyloglucosyl transferase activity; hydrolase activity, hydrolyzing O-glycosyl compounds
Source: RefSeq, a predicted model, not a curated record